UGUGUGUUUGGGGGGGGGUGUGCAGCCUGGCCUUCCCCAAGCUGUACACACCAGGGCUACGCAACGCUCUCUUCAUUAAAAGGGAGUUCUUUCGCUCAGCCGUUCAUGGCUUUGUGACGUCGUGUGUGCUGUUCUUCAUCCCAUUUGGGGCGUAUUACAAUGCUAUGGACACUGAGGGGCGCAGUAUGGCUGACCAGCAGACAUUCGGAAGUGUUGUGGCCACCAUUCUUGUCAUCGUCGUCACCAUGCAGAUCUGCCUGGACACCUCAUACUGGACACUGUUUCACCACAUCACAAUCUGGGGCUCCCUCAUCUUCUACCUCCUGCUUCAGUACGCAUACAACUAUCUCCUGCAGGGGGAGUAUGUCGGAGCACUGGCCAAGGCGAUGGGUGAACCAAUGUUUUACUUCACCACGCUGCUCACCAUCGUCAUCUUAAUGCUCCCUGUAAUGGCGUGGCGGUUCUACUGGGUGGAUGUUCACCCUACACUGUCCGACAAGGUGAGAUUUAAACAGAGGCAUGACGCAAAGAUGGCCAGCCAGCGCACGGAGCAUCGCAUUGCCAGGACACCAUCUGCGCGAAGAUCUCGCCGCUCCAUCCGCUCUGGCUACGCGUUCGCUCACCAAGAAGGAUUCGGGCGCCUGAUCACCAGCGGGAAGAUAAUGCGCCCGCGAAACCCAAGACAAGGGGCGAUGUCCAAUGGGCGUGCCUCAAACUUCAGGGCUGACCAGAGUAGAGGUCCUGUUGUAGCCCCAGCCCCCUCCACCAUUGAGGUCUGAGGUGUGUGUGUGUGUGUGUGUGUGUGUGUUUUAUUUAUAGAAGGGAAACUGUGCACGGGUCAUGGAAAAUUGAAAUAAAAAGGCCCACUUGUCUGCCAGUUCCCUUACAGGUUUAAAAGUGUGUUUGUACAUGUGUGUGUGUGUGUGCGUGUUAGAAGCGAGAAAGAUGAAUAUUAAGCGAUCUUUUCCUCUCUCUCUCUCUCUCUCUCUCUCUCUCUCUCUCUCUCUCUCUCUCUCUCUCUCUCUCUCUCUCUCUCUCUCGUGUGUGUGUAUGUGUGUGUGUGUGUGUGUUCAUAACCAUCGACUUGUGCCUUCAUUGGGUGCUGCAUGAAUGGUGAUGGCAGUGGUAAUGGUGAUAGUGAUAAUGGUGAUGCUGGGAGUGGUGACCGUGGUAGUAGUGGUGGUGAUGGUGGUGGUAUUCGUAACUUCUAAAGGCACUGGGACCUUCAAAAUAUAGGCUUGGUGACUUCGGUGCCUUGGUGGUGACUUGGUGAUGACUUGGUGACUGCCAGUGUUCGGACAGUCUGUCUUGCCUUAUAGAAAACGGGAAAGUGGUCUCCUAAGAAUGCCUCCUGUGGGUUGAAAUUGUGAACAGAAAAUGGGAAAUCAAAGAAAACGGUGCUGCCUUAAGGGAAAAAAUAAAGAAAAUGUUAAGAAUUAUGUUUGGAUGUGCUAGAAAGUCAGCAAAGCAACAGAAAAUGGGAAAUCAAAGAAAACGGUACUGCCUUAAGGGGAAAUUGUUAGGGGUGACAUCGAGAAAAUAGAAAAAAUAAAGAAAAUGCUUAAAUUCGUUAGAAAAUGAGGGAAAAGCAACAGAAAACGAGAAACUGAAGAAAACGGUACUGCCUGAAGGAAUUUUUUAUGGGUAACUUAGACACAAACAAGAGAAUAAAUAAACAAUGCUAAUUAUGUCUAAAAAAAGUGACUUAGAUGCAUUAAGAAGCUUAGAAAGGCAAUAGAAAACGAGAAGAUGAAGAAAACGGAACUGUCUUAAGGAAAAUUUUAAUAGGUAACUUAGAAAAAAGUAAAUAAAUAAAUAAAAAAGCUAAUUUAGUGGAAAACUGGCUUAGACGUAUUAGAAAAUUAGAAAAACCAACAGAAAACGAGAUGAUGAAGAAAACGGAACUGUCUUAAGGAAAAUUUUAAUGGGCAACUUAGAAAAAAAAUAUAAAAAUGACUUAAAACUUAAAAAAGAGCUAGAAAGUGGACAACCAUGCAGGAGAGGGACUCGGAAAGCUAUAGAAAACGAAAUUUGAAAAAGAAAACGGGCGUGUGUGUAAAUAUAUGAAUAAACCAAAUUAAAUUGAUAAAUAAAUAAAAAAAAAUA
This is a messenger RNA of Portunus trituberculatus (swimming crab), 2106 nucleotides long. Its product is annotated as probable phospholipid-transporting ATPase IM. The coding region runs from base 165 to 779 and encodes 204 amino acids. Gene Ontology annotation, cellular component: plasma membrane. Lineage: Eukaryota; Metazoa; Arthropoda; Malacostraca; Decapoda; Portunidae. Gene Ontology annotation, molecular function: ATPase-coupled intramembrane lipid carrier activity. The transcript has 5 exons. The record is from RefSeq and is a predicted model, not a curated record. Gene Ontology annotation, biological process: Golgi organization; phospholipid translocation.